Xyrauchen texanus (razorback sucker) is the source of this 4600-nucleotide messenger RNA. Its product is annotated as leucine-rich repeat-containing protein 24-like. The transcript has 5 exons. The record is from RefSeq and is a predicted model, not a curated record. Bases 367 to 2154 code for a protein of 595 amino acids. Gene Ontology annotation, molecular function: protein binding. NCBI's taxonomy places the organism in Eukaryota, Metazoa, Chordata, Actinopteri, Cypriniformes, Catostomidae.
CGUGGGGUUCAUAACCUAUUUUAGAGGCAUACACGUUAUGUUAGGUAUUUAGGACCAAGCGAUUGGUAAACGGCUCACGAUUCGCGCUGGCUGAAAUUGAUUUGAUAUUUCUGUGGCAGAGGAAAUUCUAUGGAGAAUGGCAGGACGGAGCGGUGGCCUUUCAGGAUCGCAGCUUAAAUGCCGCUUUGUUUCCCGUCCCGACGUGGAUUGAUAUUUCGGCUUUGAAAGGUACCGUUUGUCCUUAUACGUGCAUCUGAUUUUAACAAAGACCAGCAACGCAGCACUUAAACACUACCGAACAUUUCACGGUCUUGCCCUAGUUCUGGCGCCUCUAUUCUAUCACCCCCUCCUUCUGGUUUGUCUGCGAUGAAUCCUCAUCCGUACUCUGUGGUGUUGGCGUUCACGUUGGCCCAGCUCUGCACAUCUUCUCUGGGAUGUCCUUCGGGGUGCCGAUGCUAUAGUUUGACUGUGGAAUGUGGAUCCAUCGGACUCAAAGAGAUCCCGAAAGGCAUUGCUCAAGGAACACAGACCAUCUUUCUUCAGGACAAUGCCAUCGGACAGGUCCGUCAGCAGGAUCUAUCUGACCUUGGUCAACUCCACUACCUCUACCUGCAGAACAACAGCAUUUCCACCCUUGAAAUUGGGGCGUUCAGAAAUAUGGGCCUGCUUCUGGAGCUCGCUCUUAACAGAAACCGAAUUCACUUGAUCACCAUGGACGUGUUCCGCGGCCUGGAUCACCUGCGCAUUAUUUACCUCGCAGGAAAUCAGAUCACCAGGCUGGAGGACUACACUUUCCGUGGAUUGCAGCGUCUGCAGGAGCUGCAUCUGCAGGAGAAUGCGUUGGAGGUGCUUGCAGAUCAAGCUCUGGUAGGUCUGUCCUCUCUGGCUCUUCUGGACCUCAGCAGAAAUAACCUGCGAACUCUGAGUCCCGCUUCACUCAAACCCCUUGUCAGUCUGCAGGUGCUGAGAGUUAUAGAUAACCCAUGGCGCUGUGACUGCGCUUUGCACUGGCUGCGCGGCUGGAUAAAUGAAGAAGGUCAGAGGUUGUUGAGCUCAGCAGAACGCCGGAUGCUUUGUGCAGAACCUCCGCGGCUCUCCCACCUCAGUCUGAUUGAGGUUCCUCCCAACAGUCUUGUUUGCAUCCCACCCGUAGUGCAGUUGGAGCCCAGACACCUGACGGUACGUUUGGGGGAGAGUUUGCGUGUAUCUUGCCAAGCGUCUGGAUACCCGCAACCCCAGGUGACCUGGAGAAAAGCCUCUCAUGGUAAAGCCCAGCUUUCUCCUAGGGGGCUGGUGCAAGAGGUGGGAAUGGAAGGAGAUGCUAGGACAGGUGGCAGGGUGGUUACUGCCAGACCUGCUGGAAAAGGAGGGACAUCAAGUCAAGGACCAGUCCGUGGCAUGGACGAUGGAGGUGACCGAGAAAGGUUCGAUCCAGAUACUGGAAGCGGGAUGCUGUUUCUCAGCAAUGUUACAGUGGCGCAUGCUGGACGCUACGAAUGUGAGGCGUGGAACCCUGGUGGGGUCGCUCGAGUGACUUUUCACUUGUCUGUAAAUAUGUCUUCGUCAUCCUCUGUUAUCUGGCCUCGGCUACAUUCAUCAUCUUCUUCAUCUUACUAUCAUCCAUCCUCAGUCGACGUGAGUCAAGAGCCACUGUACGAAUUGGAAAGCAUGGACUUCAACACAUUAGGAACCGCAACUCAGAUGGCCAUAGCUGUGGGCAUCUCUCUACUGGCAUUGACGGCCCUACUGCUACUUUGCAUGAUCUACAGUCGUCACCAACGGCUGAAAGAGGAAGGCAGUUAUGGCCCUAGCAAGGAGGAGAGCAUCCUCUACGUCAACGACUAUUCUGAUGGUCCUACGACUUUCGCUCAGCUCGAAGAGUAUCGAGAUGAACGCGGGCAUGAGAUGUAUGUGCUAAACCGCGCCAAACCGGUACUUCCUCCCCCAUCGACCGCAAACCAACAGGGAGCAACGCUGAAGGCAAGUGAGGCACUUCAGAGUCAAGGAAUACUAACCCCAUGCAGGGCAGGAGGCAUCGGUCCCCGUAGAGCUCCUGCAGAAGGUGGAGAAGGGCCUCCGCCUGAUCCCGAGGGGCUGUUCAUGAACCAGAGUUUGCUGUUUGACACACAGAUCGCCUAUGAGAUCCAUUGCUGAACAGUGUCACUCUGUUCCUUUGCAUGGAGAGCUUCUGCUUUGUUUCGGACAGACUAACUCUUCAAUGCGCUUGAAACCAGGGUUCUUGCUGAAAAACAUUACCCUAUUGAAUUUUCUUUUUCGUUCUGAGAGCACAAAUGCUUUUUUUGGUGAUAUUUAAAGACUAACAUAAUUAAAAGCUGAAGUGUUGCAAAAAUAUUGACUGAUUUCAAAACAGGUUUCCCAAAAACCCCUAUCCAUUACUUGGACCAACAGUUGUCUCAGCCCCAAACUCACACCAUUGGUGGAGCCAAUGUUGCCAUAUUAGGUCACUCAAACAUACAUAGAAAUGGUGAAAUCACCACAGUAUUUACACUCUUCGGGGAAAUCAAUCUAUGAAUGGCUUAUUUAAAGUUGACUCUGCACAUUAAACUUGCAUAGAAGAAAGUACUGUGUUUUAUUGUUGACUUUAAAGGAAUAGUGAACCCAAAGUUUGUGUUUUGUUUUGUUUAUUUUAGUCCUUUUUGAGCUUGUUGGUCAAUAUAUGAGGGAAAAGAGCUGUGUAAAGUUCUCCUUUAAAGGAAUAUUCUGGGUUGAGUACAAGUUAAGCUCAAUCGACCACAGUUCUUGCAUAAUGUUGACUACCACAAAAAAUGUAUUUAGACUUAAGAAUUUUCUGUAAAAGAAAAAGCAGAAAUCUGGGUUACAGUGAGGCACUUGGAAGUGUUUGGGGCCAAUCUGUAAACAUUAAAAGGAUAGCCACAACAUGUAAAAAUAUGCAUGUUAAUAUGCUGUUUGUGUUAUAAAAUGACUUACUAACCUUUUCAGUGUAAAGUUAUCCAAUUUUACAACUUCGUUGCCAUGACAACAUAAUAUUGUAAAGCCUUAAACCAAUAAACAUCAGUAAAGAUUUUGUUUUAAACUUUAAAGCUCAAAUAAAACACAAAUGUUAACAGACAAAUUAAUGUUAGUGCUUUUAUACAAAUAAGCUUCAAUUUUCUGCCUUCAAACCCUCCAAAAAAAAAUUACAUUUUAGAAUAAUUGUAAAGUCAUCACAACUAUGGAAUACUAGAAAUUGAACUUUGGGAAUUAUGUUGUGACUAAUAAAAUUCAAAAUAAAUCAAAACUGUGUUAUAUUUUAGCAUCUUCAAAGAAGUCACCCUUUACCUAGAAUUAGCAGACAUGUACUCUUGGCAUUUUCUAAACCAACUUCUUGAGGGAUCACCCUUGGAUGCUUUUUAAACAGUAUUGAAGGUGUUCCCAUCUAUGUGCUGGGCACUUAGUGGCUGCUUUUCUUUAUUAUUUGGUCCAAGUCAUCCAUUGCAAAAACUUUUAGUUUUGUAAUUAAAUAAAUGAAUUUGUUGGCACAAUUAUAUGUUUGUCUACAAAACGAAUUUCAAACAUUAAAGCAUAAGCCUUCAGAAAUGAGAAACAUUUUAGUUAAGUGACCCCAAACUUUUUACCAGUAGUGUGUAUAUGUAUAUAUAUAUAUUAUAAAGGAGGUACAAGUCAAAUGUAUUUAGGUAACAAGUUUAUAGGUAAUCAACAUUAUACUGUCGAUGCAUUAACAUGCAUGGAACCCGGAAUAUUCCUUUAACACCAGGGCUUUGGUUUGUUCACAAAAUGUUCAUUUUUGUGUGAACUAUUCCUUUAAGAGAACAGUGCUACUUUUUAUGUGACAGGAUGUUUCGCUGGAGGAAUUUUCUGAAAGCCAAGAACACGUGUAAUGAAAGUAUUUGGAAACAUUUUAGACCUACCUUGAAAGGUAGAGAUGAAUUGAAACUACCAAAAAGUAGAGUUUUUCUUUUAACUGUGAAAUGCAAACACAGACUGAGGUCAAAAGAUUUCGACCGACUCAUGGAAAGGGACUGAAAAGACAACAGCAAAGGACAUUUGUGGUGAGUUUUGACAUUUUUUUCUGCUCGCGUUAGGCAGUGUGAAUAGCUUUGAUACCCUUCUAGCAGAUGCUGUCUUCAUAUUUCAAAAAUCUUUAUCUAUCAGAUGCAUUCCUGUGUGUAUUUAUUUUUAUGUUGAAUGUCAGGCAGCAGAAGAGAGCGAAACCUUGUGAAAACCAGAACCAAAAGCGGAUGGGUGGUAUGUUUUUUUUAAAAGGAAGACAGUAAGGACAACAGUUAAGUAUUUGCAUCUAUAUUCUCUUUGAGGGACGUUUACUCUCUUCUUGACCUCUGUUGAUCUAACACUGUGAAUAAGCAAAUGAUACUCUAGAUUCACAGCUCAGUUUUGUAAGCUAUUAGAUAUGGAAGUUCUUCUAUUUAACAGUUUUGGGGGGUUUUUAGGAUGUUGAUCAUUUUUCUUAUUUUUUCUUUUUCAUCAACAUUAUACAGACAAAUAUGUAUUGAUCAUAUCAGGGUAUAUAAAUAUGUGUUACAGCUCAAGAUGUUAUGCUUCAGCUCAACAACACAAUCGUUUGUGUAUUUAUGUCAAAUGUCAAUAAAACAUAAACCAC